GUUGUUAACCAAAUAUAUCGAAAUAUUAAAUUAAAGUUAUUUUAUAUUUAACAUGUUACAAAGUAUGUAAUGUUUAAACAGAUAAAUUAUUGUUUUAAUAUUAGUUUAUUAUACUUCAUGUACAUUAUACAUUCUGUUUAAAUAAUUUAUGAACGAAUAGGAAGUAUAAACUAUUUAAGCGGACCGAUAUAAACGAAGAUAACCUACUCGACAAUUGUCAAAAUCAUAUGAGAGACUGGGCGAAAACUUAUUCUCGACGUAUUAAAUACAUAGAAUGUUGUGGUAAAUUAAUAUUUUUUAGUGUUUUAAUAAUGUUUAUUUGAAUUAUUAAAAGAAGUACGUAUGAUACGAACUCAGUCGAUAAAUAGUAACAUAAUCACAAGCUCUUGCAAAUAUCAAAACGAAGCAGAUACAUAUUAUUGUAUAACGUAGUUUAUCUAUAUUCUUUACUUAUUUAUUUAAGUAGUUAAAAAUGGUAGAAAAAAGAUGUGCCGCCAAAAUGUGUUUUAAUAGUACACGGGAUGCACCUCAAAUACAGUUCUUCACAUUUCCUACAAAACAAGAAUAUGCUCGCAUUUGGGCAGAAGCAUGUGGUAUACCAGAAUUAAUACACAAAAAUAAAACUUCUCUUAAGAGAUAUGUACUCUGUGCGGAACAUUUUGAAGAUCAUUGGUUUAUGGAUCCUGAAUGUAAGACUGCAUUUAUUAAAACUAAAAUACCUAUACCUACAAUAUUUAAGAAUAAUCUGAAAGAAUGUAUAGCAAGGCAAACUAAUGCUUCAAUUGACACGAAUAUUUCUAAAAAAGAAAGCCCUAUAACAAAUUUAAAGGAUGACGUUAUAUAUAGUGCAGAAGAAACUAAACAGUUAAAUAAAAAUCUGUCAAUGAAAGAUAACAAAUCCUUAUAUUCUGUGGCACUGAUAAAUAAUAUUGUGAGUGAUGUCGAAAAUAGCACAAUAUCUAUAGUUACAGAAUCACAGAAUGAUCACACUCUGCAAGAAAAAGUAGAAGAAUUGUGUCGCCUUUGCGCAUUACCUACAUCAAGUAAUAUGCUUCGUUCUAUUUAUGAUGACAAUAUAGAUAAUAAAAUUAAUACAAUCUUACCACUUCAAUUAGAGGUACAUAAAUAUGAUGGUUUACCUCAAGAGAUUUGUCAUUUAUGUGUACAUAAAGUUACAUUAUGUUAUGAUCUUAUCCAACAAUUUCUCGAUGCAAAUUCUAAGUUAUUAAUGCAUAAAAACGAACAAGAGGAAGAUAAACAAACUGAAGACAAUUUACUUUCAGCUACACUAUCUGAAGGCUCGCUGUUUUCAGGAGCAGGGAUACGUGAUAAUGUUCAUUUAGAUCAUGAUGAUUAUCAAAAUUUAGAAAAAAGUUAUCAUGCAUAUACCGCAAUACACAAAAAUAAAUCCAAUAUUAAAGAUGAAAAAGAAAUUAGAAAUAAUUCUGCACAUUAUACAGAGCAUUCAUACAAUUUACCUCUGAAAAAUAUUCCUGAAAAAACAAAUAUGUUACAUCAAUUAGAUGAAAUAAAGAUUGAAAAUAAAACUAAAUAUUUAAAUAUUGAUAAUGCAUCAAAUGAUAUACAUCAUAAUAUUGUUAAGAGAAAGAUAGAUAAUAGAAUUAAGUAUAAUUGCAAAACUUGUAAUAAAAUGUAUAAUACCAAAUCUGAACUAUGUAGACAUAAUGAAACACAUAGAGAAGAGAACAAAUUUUAUUGUGCACAUUGUCCAAAAAGUUUUCGUGUCAAAUCAUUAUUAAAACAACACAUGUGUUCGCACUCUGGCAUUAGACCAUAUGUUUGUGAUAUAUGUGGGGCAAGUUAUAAUAGACGUGGAAAUAUGGGCCAACAUAGAAAAACACACUUCGUUAUUGAAAAUGGAGAGCCACGUUUAGUUAAAGAAGGUAUCAGAUGUAGUAUUUGUAGAAAAAAAGUAAAAUCUCUUCUUAUGUUAAAAUAUCAUCUUGCAAAACAUAGUGGUGAAAAGAAAGCGUAUGUAUGUACUGUCUGUGGAAAAUGUUUUAGUACAGGAAGUCAAUUAAAGGUACAUCAAUUUCUUCAUACUGGAGAAAGACCAUAUACUUGCUCUGUAUGUGGCAAAGGUUUUCGAACAGAAGCGAUUAUGAAACAGCAUUAUUUGGCUCUUCAUACAAAUGACUAUCCACAUGAAUGUCCAUUUUGUGACAGAAAAUUUAAGCGUCUACAAUCAUUAAUUGUACAUAAAAGGACUCAUACUGGAGAGCGACCUUAUCCCUGUCCAAUAUGUGGUCGUGCAUUUGCUCAAAAAGGAGAUAUGAUGAAACAUACGAAAAUUCAUAAUCCAAGUGGAGAUAAUAAACGUGUUAAAAAUGAGAAUAGGUAUCUUGAAAUGCACGUUGUUGAAGAUGAUAAAAUUCAAAUUGGUUCAGCAAUAUCAGAAGAAAUAACGAUAUUUGAGAUAGAAGAUGAUGGAAUGUCAAAUGAAUUUAAUCAAGCAAAUUUAAAUAAGUAGCAAUACUCUUGCUAAUGUAGUAUUCAUUAGAUUUGAUAAAUGAAUGUGUAUAUUAGAACAAAAAUGAAGAAUCGAAAUUAUAAUGACAUAUUCUUUCAUCUAUUUAUCAUCUAAUCUAAUUUCAUAUGAAAUUAAAAAAAAAUCUAAUUCAAUACAAUUAUUAAAAAUAUAUGAUAAUGUAAUAUUAAUUAUAUAUAAUAUAUCUCUUUCAUAUUAUCUUUCUUUUGUAUAAAAUAUUCAAUUGCAUAUUUUAGAUCUUUUUGCAAAUAACUUAAAAAACACGAUCAAAAUAGUCAAGUUCCUAUUUUAUAGAAAAUUUCAUUAUAUAAGAAUUUUUAAAUAUUUUCUAGUCUUUUCUCUCGAGUUUAGAUCAUUUCAAAAAAUUUGUUUAUUAUAAUUUACAUUAUUAUUUAUUUGUGUACAUUGGUACAGUAUUACAGUUUGUAUAAAAUUAUAUGAAUCUUUGGAGACAAACAAAAAAACAGAAUAAAAAUGUGCUUUUUAAUGACAAUCCAUUAAAAUCUUCGUAAUCAAUUCCACGGAUAUCAUAUGUCACACAGAUGAUUUAAAUAUAAAUAACAAAAUUCUAUUAUUGUCCCGAUCAAAAUCUAUGUACAAAAUGCACAGGUCUCGGGAUAUUGAAAGAUGGAUAUCACGGAAGUAUGGUAUGCUAAAAUAAUAGAAUACAGUAUGUGACAAAGAAUCAAGAUAUCUCUUUAAUACUAAUGAGAAUAAUAUAUGUUUUAAUAUUGAAUAUAGUAAUAUAAUGUAAAUUGUACAUCCUAAUAUAUAUUUAUAUGAUAAGGCUUAUGUCACAUGAAACGGCGAUUAUAUCUUUUAAAAAAGAAGUUACGUUUACUAAUUCUAAAACUGCUUGUAUAUAAGUAUGAUUGAAAUACAAUAUAUCAAUCUCUCGUUAAACUUACUCCUAAAUAUAAUUAAUUAUUGGUGGUAAAUACUAUUCAUAUAGUAUACUAGUUCUUUUUUCUUUUUAUAAAUUUAGAAUCGUUUACCUACGUAUGUAGUAGGAAAACUUUUGGAAUGACUCUUUUUUUUUAUAUUUGAUCGUAUCAUUCAUAAUUGAUUUUUCAAUUGAUUGAGUCAUUGUAACGGACGCAUAAGAAUACAUAUAUACAAUUCACAUAUAACAAAAAGUAAAGUAUAUAUUAUGAAACGAAAUAUCUUGAGUUCAUUCCUUUAUUAUAGUCAAUUUCUGAUAACAAAUAAAUUAACAUAAUGAUGUUCUCGAUUUUUUACAAGAGCAAAAAAUAUAAAAUUAAUUAAAAUUUACAGAAAUAGUAUCUGAAAAAUAAAAUGAAAAAGUAGGAGAAAAUAAAUUAAACGAAACGUUAAACUUCUAUUUGCAAAACUCAUUUAUUUUGCUCUACCAAUGCAGUCAGAAUUUCGAGAGAACAAAAUUUUAUUGAUUCGUCCUGUACAGUGUACAUCUCUUUGGAAUUUUUAAUAAUAUUCAAUAAAU
Molecule: messenger RNA, 3971 nt
Organism: Vespula vulgaris
Lineage: Eukaryota; Metazoa; Arthropoda; Insecta; Hymenoptera; Vespidae
Product: zinc finger protein 16-like
Exons: 6
Coding region: 473-2491 (672 amino acids)
Biological process (GO): negative regulation of transcription by RNA polymerase II; regulation of cytokine production; regulation of immune system process
Cellular component (GO): nucleus
Molecular function (GO): DNA-binding transcription activator activity, RNA polymerase II-specific; zinc ion binding; RNA polymerase II cis-regulatory region sequence-specific DNA binding
Source: RefSeq, a predicted model, not a curated record